GUGGGCAAUUACCCACUUUUACCUCCAUGUGGCUCGUGCUGAGGUUGUCUACGGUCCAGAAGAUUUUCGAGAAACCAGUGUUUUGUUUUAGGUCUGGUCAGUAAAGUGAUAUUCAUGCAUCUGUACUAUCUGGCGCCAGGAUGAAAAUAUUUUAACAAGCUAGCGAUUUUAAACUAUAUUGAUUAGCUUGGCAUCGAAUUUCUCCUUCAAUCACUGGGGGAUGGAGAUAGAGUAAGAGACACAGUCCAAAUUCUAUAUGUUGUUUAUAGUGGCGUGGUGGAUGGUGGCGAUCAUGGGGGCUUUUUCAGACCCACAAGCCAAUCUGCUAAGUGCAGGUUGCAGUCAGUACAAGGUUGACGAUGUUCCGGAAUUCACAAAUAACCUCAAUGCUACACUGUUGGAUCUUGGAGCACAACUGAACAGCAGUAAAUAUUUUGCAACUGCAGAGCAAGCAAGGGGUACAGCACCAGUCUUCGCCAUGGUUCAGUGCAGGAAAUACUUGUCAACGGCAGAUUGUGUCGCGUGCUUCGCUAUUGCUGCUAGACAAAUCCGCAACUGCUCUGCCGGCAUCAACGGCGCUCGAGUUAUCUAUGAUGGCUGCUUCCUCAGGUAUGAGAGCACAAGUUUCUACGAUCAAAGCACUCAGGAUGGUCAUUACGGGGCUUGUGGGAAUCAAACUGCAUCUCCUGCUUAUCAAGCAAGUGUGGAAAGUCUGUUAUCAGAUCUUCAAAUUGCCUCGCCGAAGAUAUCAGGUUUCUUUGCAACAAGUAAGAAGGAAGUGGUUGGUGCGAAUUCAGUGGUUUAUGGAGUGACACAAUGUGUUGAAACCAUCAGUAAGGCUGGUUGCCAAGAUUGCUUAACAGUGGCUUAUGCUGACUUGCAGACAUGUUUCCCUGAUGCUGAUGGCAGGUCCAUCAAUGUUGGGUGUUUCUUGAGGUAUUCAGACACGCCUUUCUUUGCAGAUAACCAACUAACUGAUCUCAAGCCCUUCUUGAGAAAUGGAAGUUCAAGCAAAAAGAAAGUCCUUAUUGCAGGGCUUGUUGGAGGCAUAUGUCUUCUGUUACUUGCUACUGCAAUACUGUUUCUGUGGUUUAAAUUAUAUAGAAAACCAAAGGCAGUUCCUAGAGAAGGUGACAUUUUAGGGGCGACUGAAUUGCGAGGUCCAGUGAAUUACAGCUUCAAGGAUUUGAAAUCGGCAACAAAAAAUUUCAGUGAGGAAUACAAACUUGGAGAAGGAGGUUUUGGUGAAGUGUACAAGGGUGUUUUAAAGAAUGAGAGAGUAGUUGCUGUCAAGAAACUAGCUAUAAGCCAGUCUCACAGGGCAAAGGAGGAGUUUGAAAAGGAAGUUAAGAUCAUCAGUAAUGUUCAUCACAGGAAUCUCAUCCGACUUCUUGGAUGCUGCAGCAAUGGACCAGAACUACUUCUCGUGUACGAAUACAUGGCAAACAGCAGCCUUGAUAACUUCUUAUAUGGUGAUAAAAAAGGCUCUCUCAGCUGGAAGCAACGAUUUGAUAUAAUUCUUGGGACAGCAAGGGGACUUUCCUAUUUACACGAGGAUUUCCAUUUGUGCAUCAUUCAUCGAGAUAUUAAAGCCAGCAAUAUUCUUUUGGAUGAUGAUUUCCAACCCAAAAUAGCAGACUUUGGGCUGGCCAGGCUUCUUCCAGAGUCUCAGAGUCAUCUUACCACCAAAUUUGCUGGUACACUGGGAUACACAGCACCUGAAUAUGCAAUUUAUGGACAAUUAUCUGAGAAAGUGGAUAUCUAUAGCUAUGGGGUUGUUGUCCUCGAAAUCAUGAGUGGCCAAAAAUGCAGUCAAGCAAAUCAAGAUCCUGACUCGGACUACCUCCUCAAACGGGCAUGGAGACUGUAUGAGGCUGACAUGCAUCUGGAAUUGGUGGAUGGAAGCAUGAGCCCAGAUGAAUAUGAAACAGAAGAAAUGAAGAAAAUCAUAGAGAUUGCUUUGAUGUGCACUCAGUCAACAGCUUCCUUAAGGCCUACAAUGUCCGAAGUAGUUGUUUUAUUGAAAAGCAAGGGUUCUUCGGCGCAAAAACCACCACCAGUAAGCCCUGCCCUCAUCGAGUCCUUUCAGAAAAUCCGCGCAGACACAUCCACGUCCACUGGUUCCCCUAUGUCUAAUGCUACUGCCUCCGUCUCCCAAGUAUCGGCACGCUAAAUCUAUUGACUCGCCACGAAACAAAUCAACAGCACGACAUUCCAUUACAUAUACCGCAAAUUUAUAUGCACUCCUUCCCUGGGCAUAUAUAUUCUUAGAACUGUUUCAGUCCAGUAACAGUUGCUCAAUCACAAAAAAUAAGCAUAACGCAGUAUUCCUGCAUACAAUGCAGUUCUGGUUAAAGCAGUAAUUUCCCCGUAGACAUUAAAA
Molecule: messenger RNA, 2383 nt
Organism: Populus nigra (black poplar)
Lineage: Eukaryota; Viridiplantae; Streptophyta; Magnoliopsida; Malpighiales; Salicaceae
Product: cold-responsive protein kinase 1-like
Exons: 8
Coding region: 257-2173 (638 amino acids)
Biological process (GO): protein phosphorylation
Molecular function (GO): ATP binding; protein kinase activity
Source: RefSeq, a predicted model, not a curated record